Exaiptasia diaphana is the source of this 868-nucleotide messenger RNA. RefSeq names its product protein/nucleic acid deglycase DJ-1. Gene Ontology annotation, biological process: guanine deglycation, glyoxal removal; protein deglycation, glyoxal removal. The record is from RefSeq and is a predicted model, not a curated record. Gene Ontology annotation, cellular component: cytosol; nucleus. Gene Ontology annotation, molecular function: protein deglycase activity. NCBI's taxonomy places the organism in Eukaryota, Metazoa, Cnidaria, Anthozoa, Actiniaria, Aiptasiidae.
GUUACAACAGUGAUUGCUGGGUUAGAUGGAUCUGAUGAUGUGCAAUGCAGCCGACAAGUAGUUGUAAAACCAGAUAUGAGUCUUGAUAAAGCCAUUGAACAGGGUCCAUAUGAUGCUGUCAUAUUGCCUGGAGGACUGGGAGGUGCUAACAACCUUUGUAAGUCUGCUAAGGUCAAAGAAAUACUCACUGAGCAGUACAACAGAGGAGGAGUAGUUGCUGCUAUUUGUGCUGGCCCCACUGCUUUUGUUGCRCAURGUAUUGGAGCAGGUAACACAGUGACAUCACAUCCAACUAUUAAAGACAAGAUGACAGGAUACAACUAUUCUGAGGAACGAGURGUCAGGGACAAAAACAUGAUAACCAGCAGAGGUCCAGGGACAUCAUUUGAAUUUGGCAUUGAAUUGGUCCGUGCUGUAAGAGGGGAUGAUGGGGAAGCUGACAAGCUAGCUGGACCAAUGUUGUUGAAAUAGACUCUCAAUCUCUUGGCUGUGAUUGAUGGAAGAUCAAACAUUUGCAUUUGUCUAUAGGAAAGUACCUAAUAAUAUUCUUUAGCUUCUGCAAUACCAUUUGUUCCAUAUAAUGUGUACCAUGUGUUUUCAAAGAUGUUUACACUAAGUCAAGAAAAGAGAGUAGAAGUCCUAGACUAGUUAGAUAUUGAAGUUGUUAAUAUUGAAYGCAGUUUGGUAUUUCCAGCACAAUCUGCCUAUAGGAUUACAUAAAUAGAGAAUGUUUUAUGGCUACUUUAAAUUAAAAAAAUCAUGGUAUCAUGGUAUCAUGUUGUGCCCCUUAUAACUUAAUUGGUCAAGAUGAAAUUUUUUUAAAUUGACAUACUUGCCUAGUUGCAUUAAAAUGGAUACUAGAACUUAC